This is a messenger RNA of Cuscuta campestris, 2568 nucleotides long. The record is from the annotation of a GenBank genome assembly. NCBI's taxonomy places the organism in Eukaryota, Viridiplantae, Streptophyta, Magnoliopsida, Solanales, Convolvulaceae.
CUUCCACCAGAGAGUGAGUGAGUGACUGAGUGAGCUCCCCCCUCCCCAUCCAAAUUCAUGUCAAUGCAUCUUCUCUGUUCUUCUUUCAGGGUUUCCUCUUUCAGUUUUUCUCAAAAAAUGGUCAAAGCAAAUGUAAAUAACUUUCCUUUACAGUGACAAAUCGGGUUUUUGGCCCGGAAUGGGAUGCACCGUCCCGUCAUCUUCGCCUAUUCUUCUUAGAUUAGAUCUGGAGAUUCCAUUUUUUGACCUGAUUAUUCUCCAUUAGCUUCAUAAAAAGCUGAUUUUGUGUGUGUGUGUGUGAAUCUUUUCUUUGUUUCUUGGAUCGAUCUUUUGCUCUGAAAUGGUUUGAGAUUUUCCUUUUUUGUUGUUGUUUCCUUUUUGGGGUCGAAAAUGGGAGGUUUUGGCAAUAUGGGGUUGCUGUUCUUGACUGUGUUGGGGGUUCUUGAAUUCCCGGCGGCGAGGUCCGGCGACGCCGACGCUCUUCUGGCGUUGAAAUCUGGGAUUGACCCGGGGAACUCGCUGGCUGACUGGGUGGGUAGUGGCGCCGGGAGUGUUUGCCGGUGGCGAGGCGUGAAGGAGUGCGUGAAUGGGAGGGUGACGAAGCUGGUGGUGGAGGGGCGGAACUUGAGCGGCGCGGUGGAUGGACGGAGUCUGGGGCGGCUGGAUCAGCUCCGGGUGCUGAGCUUCAAGGACAAUUCCCUCUCCGGCGAAAUCCCCUCCCUCGCCGCCCUCCCCAACCUCAAAUCUCUCUAUCUCAGCAACAAUAACUUCUCCGGCGGAUUCCCGGCGAGCCUAGCCCUCCUCCACCGCCUCAAGAUCAUCGCCCUCUCCGGGAACUCACUCUCCGGCGAAAUCCCGCCGUCGCUACUCCGCCUCCCGCGGCUCUAUGCCAUCUACCUCCAGGACAACCAGUUCGCCGGAGAAAUCCCGGCAUUUAACCAAACAACCCUGAGAUUCCUCAACGUCUCCAACAACCGGCUCUCCGGCAGAAUUCCAACCACUCCGGCCCUGGCAGCAUUCAACGAAUCCGCGUUCUCCGGUAACCCCGAACUCUGCGGCGUGCAAUUACACAAAGAAUGCCCGAAUCCCGCCAGCCCCGGAACCAAACGAAGCCGCCGGAAAAGGAACCGGAAACUGUUCCUGAUCGUAUUCCCCGUUGCCGGUGGGAUUCUGCUACUGCUCCUGGCUACUCUGACCGCCUGUCUGAUAAGGAGACGGAGACGGAGAAGAAACGGCGGCGAAGUGAGGAGCAAAGGAGCCGCCGCGGCGGCGGCGGCGGGUGGGGAUGAAUCUGGGACCAGUGGCAUGGGAGGUAAUAACGGGAGAAAAGAAGGGUCAUUUUCGUGGGACGACAAUCAGGGAGGUGGAGGUGCAGGGACACUGGUGUUCUGCGGACCAGGGGAUCAGCAGAUGAAUUACAGGCUGGAGGAUUUAUUGAGGGCCUCGGCAGAGACCCUAGGGAGGGGCACAAUGGGAAGUACAUAUAAGGCCGUCAUGGAAUCCGGCUACAUCGUGACGGUGAAGCGGCUGAGGGAGUCGCGGUACCCGCCGCUGGAGGAGUUCCGCCGCCGCGUCGAGAUUCUCGGCCGGCUGAGGCACCCCAAUUUGGUCCCUCUCCGAGCCUAUUUCCAAGCCAAAGAGGAGCGCUUGCUUGUCUACGAUUAUUUCCCUAAUGGCAGCCUCUUCUCCUUAAUCCAUGGGUCAAGAGCUACUUCAAGUGGUUCAAAGCCACUCCACUGGACAUCCUGCCUGAAAAUAGCCGAGGACGUGGCGGCCGGCCUCCUCUUCAUCCACCAGAGCCCCGCCGGCCUCACCCACGGCAACCUGAAGUCCUCCAACGUCCUCCUCGGCCCCGACUUCGAGUCCUGCCUCACCGACUACGGCCUCGCCCCGUUCCGGAACCCCGACUCCCCCGAGGAAUCCGGUGGCGCCGCCUCCCUCUUCUACCGCCCGCCGGAGUGCCGGGACCCGCGCCGCCCGCCGACCCAACAAUCCGACGUCUACAGCUUCGGCAUCCUCCUCCUCGAACUCCUCACGGGCAAGACCCCGUUCCAGGACCUCGUCCACCAGCACGGCUCCGACAUCCCGAGGUGGGUGCGGUCCGUGCGGGAGGAGGAGGCCGACUCCGGCGACGAGCCGGCCGCCGCCGCCGGGGGAACCGGCGCGGCGGCCGACGAGAAGCUCGCCGCGCUGCUCGGCGUCGCGAUGGCGGCGGUGGCGGUCUCGCCGGAGAGCCGUCCGACGAUGAGGGAGGUGCUGAAGAUGGUGAGGGAUGCCAGGGCGGAGGCUCAGGUGUCGUCCAAUAGCAGUGACCAUUCUCCGGGGAGAUGGUCGGACACUGUUCAAAGCUUGCCUAGAGAUGAAAAUUUGAGCAUAAUGUGACAUUUUACUCAGUAUAUUAUAGGACGAUGAGAGGCGCAUGAGUUUUAUUUGGUGUUGUUUUACUCGUACUCCGUAUUUGGCAAGGUCAUGAUUUGUUAUUUAUUAGGCGUUGUACAUUUUGUUAGUAUAAUAGUACCUCCUAGUUUGAUUUUAAUUUUUAUUUAUUAAUAAAGUAAAGUUUUUUUG